Trichoplax adhaerens is the source of this 984-nucleotide messenger RNA. RefSeq lists its product as uncharacterized. The annotation marks the transcript as partial. The transcript has 9 exons. Gene Ontology annotation, molecular function: catalytic activity. The record is from RefSeq and is a predicted model, not a curated record. Gene Ontology annotation, biological process: response to nutrient; branched-chain amino acid catabolic process. NCBI's taxonomy places the organism in Eukaryota, Metazoa, Placozoa, Uniplacotomia, Trichoplacea, Trichoplacidae.
GGUGAAACGAAAAGAUUAAAUUUGUUUCAAUCGUUAACGAAUGCUAUGGAUAUUGCUAUGGCUAGUGACCCAAAUGCAGUUAUCUUUGGAGAAGACGUUGCCUUUGGUGGCGUAUUUCGCUGCACUUUAGGACUAGCGGACAAGUACGGAAAGGAUCGAGUAUUUAAUACUCCAUUAUGUGAGCAAGGAAUUGCCGGUUUUGGAAUUGGUUUAGCGGCUGCUGGAGCUACUGCGAUAGCAGAAAUUCAAUUUGCUGACUAUAUAUUUCCCGCUUUUGAUCAGAUUGUAAAUGAAGCUGCAAAAUAUCGCUAUCGCUCUGGUAAUAUAUAUGACUGUGGCAAGUUAACAAUCAGAGCACCUUGUGGAGCUGUUGGUCAUGGUGCCUUAUAUCAUUCGCAGUCACCAGAAGCAUACUUUUCACAUACUCCUGGACUUAAGGUUGUCAUUCCUCGCAGUCCUAUACAAGCCAAAGGUCUGCUGUUGUCUUGCAUUCGUGAUCCGAAUCCUGCCAUAUUUUUAGAACCGAAAGUGCUAUAUCGUUCUGCAGUCGAAGAAGUUCCGGUAGAUGACUAUGAAAUUCCGCUAUCAAAAGCUGAAGUAGUUAUGGAGGGUAGCGACAUAACACUUGUCGCUUGGGGCACUCAAUUUCACAUUAUAAAAGAGGUUGCCGAUAUGGCUCGUGAAAAAUUUGGAGCAUCAUGUGAAGUUAUAGAUUUAAGAACAAUUUUACCUUGGGAUUAUCAAACUGUAGUGAAGUCUGUUAAGAAAACUGGAAGACUAGUUGUGAGCCAUGAAGCCCCAAUAACCUCUGGAUUUGGAGCCGAAAUUGCUAGUACUAUCCAGGAGCGAUGCUUUCUUAGCUUAGAAGCGCCAAUCCAGAGAGUAUGUGGGUUGGAUACGCCUUUCCCACACAUAUUUGAACCCUUCUAUGUUCCGGAUAAGUGGCGAUGCUUAGACGCUGUUAAGAAAGCACUCGACUAUUAA